Messenger RNA from Clupea harengus (Atlantic herring), 1448 nucleotides. Its product is annotated as natterin-3-like. The record is from RefSeq and is a predicted model, not a curated record. NCBI's taxonomy places the organism in Eukaryota, Metazoa, Chordata, Actinopteri, Clupeiformes, Clupeidae.
GUCAGAGACAGAGAGAGAGGGAGUGAGAGAGAUGUUUAUGACUGCAGGUAUAUAAACCAGAUUAACACUGAGACCUGUGCACGCUUCAGACACACUGGCAAGAUGAGGCUCGCUCUGCUGGCAAUAGUGGCCGUUCUACAGUUGGGGGCUCUGCAUGCUCUGACAGCUGAGAAACCAACCCACACUCUUCGGGACAUAGUCAAAAGAGGUCCUGCCCAAAGGAAACAGUCUCUUCUGAAGCCCCACCUGGAGGAUAGGGUUCCCCCUCUGAGUGACAGCGGUCCAGUGUCAGGUCCUGACACACCACCAGAGCUGGUAGACUCUCGGGCCGAGUCAUAUUCGUUUGGGGACAACAUCAACCUGAACUGGACCAAGUGGGAGGGCUCCCUUCCUAACGCAGCAGUGGGCAUCUACAAUGGCUACGUCUCCCGCACCGACUACAUCUGCAAGUUCAACUGCGAGGCUGGCUUCUACACGCCGAGCAAAGGGCCUUACUGCAACUACCCGUUCGGUGACAGGGAGUACCACGCUCCCGAGUUUGAGAUCCUGGUCAACAGAGACAACUUUGAGUUUCUGGAGUGGAAGGAUGAUAAGUACGGCGGCGUGCCAAAACACUCAGUCAGGACCUGCGGCUCAGCCACCAUCUUCGUGGGCAAGAACAAGUACGGGCUGGGAAAAGUGGUGCCUGAGCACGAAGCCUUCUUCCUGCCAUGGGAAGGGGAUGAGUACUGGUACAAGAGCUACCAGGCCCUGACCAUCAACAGGGACGCCUACACCCAGCACGUGUCACACGUGGAGUACAACAUCAAUGAGGUGGAGCUCUUCCAGUACCCGCCCGAGGCAAUGCACCUCUCCAGCGUCACCAACAACGAGUGCCGGGAGAUCACCAAGACGGUGACCAUGGAGAAGACCACGGAAAAGGAGAACACGUGGAACAUCGGCCGCUCCACCAUGCUGGGCAUCACGGGGUCCCUCACCGCCAAGAUCCCCUUCAUCGGCACAGGCGGGAUAGAGCUGGGCGGCGAGAAGACGCUCUCGUUCGACCGAGGCACCACGGUGGUGGAGUCCAUCACCCACUCCCUCGGCGUGGAGCUGACCGUGCCGCCCAACCACACGUGCCGCGUGCGCAUGGAGGGACGCAAGAUCACCGCCGACAUCCCAUUCAAGGCCCGCCUGAGCCGCACCUACUUCAAUGGGGAGACCCAGUGGACCUCCAUCAACGGCGUGUAUGACGGGGUCCAGAUCGGAGAGGUCCGCACGGUGGUGGAACGCUGUGAGCCCGUGCCCGACGCCCAACCAUGCAUCUAAACUCGACUCAAAUAUCACCGGCCAUAGCACUGUGAGAGAAUGCUGAUCUGACUGAAUGUAUUUCAUAGGUGAUAAUGUCAUUCAUGUCACUGACUGGUAAAUGUGUUAAUUGAAUAAAAUAACAUGAAAAUAUAAGGAAA